This is a messenger RNA of Cinclus cinclus, 2391 nucleotides long. RefSeq names its product solute carrier family 26 member 9 (gene SLC26A9). Lineage: Eukaryota; Metazoa; Chordata; Aves; Passeriformes; Cinclidae. Gene Ontology annotation, biological process: transmembrane transport. Gene Ontology annotation, molecular function: chloride transmembrane transporter activity; bicarbonate transmembrane transporter activity; oxalate transmembrane transporter activity. Gene Ontology annotation, cellular component: membrane. The transcript is spliced from 20 exons. Bases 1 to 2391 code for a protein of 796 amino acids. The record is from RefSeq and is a predicted model, not a curated record.
AUGAGCCAGGCCAGGCCUCGCUAUGCCAUCGAGCGUCCUGCCUACUCUGUCAACCUCUUCGACGAGGAGUUUGAGAAGAAAACCAGAACUUACCCUGUCGGGGAGAAACUGAGAAACCUUUUCAGAUGUUCAGCUUCCAGGUUCAAGCUCAGCCUCUUCCGCCUGUUCCCAAUCCUGGCGUGGCUUCCCAAGUACAGAAUCAAGGAUUACAUCCUGCCCGAUGUGCUGGGUGGGCUCAGUGCGGGGACAAUCCAAGUGCCACAAGGGAUGGCCUUUGCUCUCCUGGCCAAUCUGCCUCCUGUCAACGGGCUCUACUCCUCCUUCUUCCCCCUGCUCACCUACUUCUUCCUCGGGGGCAUCCAUCAGAUGGUGCCAGGGACGUUUGCUGUCAUCAGCAUUAUUGUUGGCAACAUCUGCAAUGAGCUGGCUCCAGAGUCGGACUUCCAGUACUUCAACCACACCACCAACGAGACCAGUGUGAACACCACAGCCCUGGAGGCAGCCAGGCUGGAGAUCUCUGCCACCCUGGCCUGCCUGACAGCCAUCAUACAGCUGUGCCUGGGCUUUCUGCAGUUUGGCUUCGUGGCCAUCUACCUGUCCGAGUCCUUCAUCAGGGGUUUCAUGACGGCAGCAGGGCUGCAGAUCCUCAUCUCCGUGCUCAAGUACGUCUUCGGCUUGACAGUCCCGUCUUACACCGGGCCCUUAGCUAUCGUCUACACAUUCAUUGACAUUUGUAAAGGUCUGCCCCAAACCAACCUGGCCUCCCUGGUCUAUGCCUUGGUCAGUGCUGUGCUCCUGAUCAUUGUCAAGGAGCUCAACCUCAAGUACAUGAAGAAGAUCCGGAUGCCCAUCCCGAUGGAGAUCAUCAUCGUGAUCGUGGCCACUGCAAUCUCAGGCAGCUUCAGCAUGCCCGACAAGUACGGAAUGCCAAUAGUGGGGAAGAUCAGCAUGGGGUUCCCAGAGCCCACCCUGCCCCUGGUGAGCAAGUGGAAGGACAUGGUGGGCACGGCUUUCUCGCUUGCCAUCGUGGGCUACGUGAUCAACCUGGCCAUGGGGAGGACCUUGGCAGCCAAGCAUGGCUACGAUGUGGACCCCAACCAGGAAAUGCUGGCCUUGGGAUGCAGCAACUUCUUUGGAUCCUUCUUCAAAAUCCACGUGAUCUGCUGUGCUCUCUCUGUCACCCUCGCCGUGGAUGGGGCAGGAGCGAAAUCCCAAGUGGCAAGUUUCUUUGUGGCUCUGGUGGUCAUGGUGACCAUGCUGUCCCUGGGAGUCUACCUCGAGCCUCUUCCAAAGUCUGUGCUGGGAGCCCUCAUCGCUGUGAACCUGAAAAACUCCCUCAAGCAGCUGGCUGACCCCUUCUACCUGUGGAAGAAGAGCAAGCUGGACUGUCUGGUCUGGCUCGUGAGCUUCCUCUCCGCUUUCUUCCUGAGCCUCCCCUAUGGAGUGGCGGUGGGCGUGGGAUUCUCCGUGCUCGUUGUGGUUUUCCACACUCAGUUCCGCAACGGCUCUGCCCUGGGCCAGGUGAUUUCCACGGACAUCUACAAGAACCCCAAAACCUACAACAAGGUCCAUGAAAUUAAUGGGAUUAAAAUCAUCACCUACUGCUCGCCGCUGUAUUUCGCCAACUCAGAGAUAUUCCGGGAGAAAAUCAUAGCCAAGACAGGGGUGGAUCCUGGCAAGGUGUACUUGGCCAGGAGGAAAUUUGUGAAACGGCAGACAAAGGGCACAGCAGAACCACCAGCAAAGCUUCCAAAAUUCCUGCUGAAGGAGAGCAAGACCUUGUCUUUGCAAGAGCUCCAGAAGGACUUUGAGAGCGCCUCUCCCACAGACACCAACAACAACCAGACCACUGCAAACGGUGCCAGCAUCUCCUACAUCACAUUCCACCCUCCUGCCCACGGGGCUGGGCCAGGGCAGAGCCCCGGGGAGCUGGGCAGCACCACCCUGCAGGACAGCACCGACCCUGUGCUGGCAGCACCGCCCUUCAUCAGCUUCCACACCAUCAUCCUGGACAUGAGUGGGGUGUGUUUUGUGGACCUGAUGGGCACAAAAGCGCUCAGCAAGUUGUGUUCCAGUUACCAGAAGAUUGGGAUUAAAGUGUUCUUGGCAAACGUGCAUGCCCAGGUCUACAAUGACAUCAGCACAGGGGGAGUCUUUGAGGAAGGAGGCCUGGACCGAAGUCACAUCUUCCUGACCAUCCACGAUGCUGUUUUGUUUGCACUGGCCAGUAUCAGAGAAUUUGUCCACCCACCCAUCUUGGAAGAGAGGCCGACCCAGACAGAGCUCUCCAUCUAUGAUGAGUCUGUGGAUGAGAGCAGUGCAGAGUACAAGAACCUGGAGGAGGAGAUGUUUGGAAGCAUGUUCCACUCAGAGACCCAGACAGCUCUGUGA